Molecule: messenger RNA, 2452 nt
Organism: Phyllostomus discolor (pale spear-nosed bat)
Lineage: Eukaryota; Metazoa; Chordata; Mammalia; Chiroptera; Phyllostomidae
Gene: SPATS1
Product: spermatogenesis associated serine rich 1
Exons: 9
Coding region: 366-1262 (298 amino acids)
Source: RefSeq, a predicted model, not a curated record
CUCCAGUGGUCCUUGCCCACGACGCCCUGCCAUGGCUGGAGCUCUGGUUCUGCCCAUCUCAGAAGACUCCACCACAAGCCAAGGACCCUUGGGCCCUGAGACGAAGAGGGCGGAAGACCUGGAAGCCCCGCCUGGUGCUAACCCGCGAGGCUGCGCGUAGCUGGGUCGGUGUCCUGGCAACGCCGAUGCGCUUCUGGGGUGAGAGGAGCUGGCGGCGGCUGCGUUCCUCUCCCGUUUGGCUCUUGGUUCCUCGCCACAUCUGAGGCAGUUCGGCUGCCAGUUGGUGCGUUGAUCUCACCGCAUCUUUCCUGUAGUCCUCCCAGCGUUAAGGUUGCUUUUAAUAUUUAAAGUUAACACGUGCACAGAUGAGUCUAUACACCGGAAACGGGCCACAGGGCUGUCAGAGCUCCUGCAUCACCAGAACGACCUGCAGCAGAGAGGUGGAGAAGGUUCCAGAGAAAGUAGACUCCGGUAUGACCACAGUAGAGAGGAGAUACAGUACUAAAGACAAGGAUUUCCUGGAAUCAGAGGGAUGUUUCGUCAAUACAACAUCCUCUGACCAAAGGGGCAGCUCCUCAUGUUCUGCAGGAAUAGGUGGAAACGUCAGCACGCCUCCAGCCCCCUGCAGAGUGUCUGCUCUCCCAGACCCUGCGGCAGAUUUGGAUCUGAAAUCCUCCUCCUCACAUUCCGAUCACUCCUCUGAAACCUCAUUGUCUGAAGUCCAAAAGGAUAAAUAUCUCGAGGAGUUUAGCAUGCUAAAGUUACAGACAAGAGAUGGGCAGCGUCCUGAGUGGACCUUUUAUCCAAGGUUUAGUAACAGCAUCCAUACCUACCAUAUUGGAAAGCAGUGCUUCUUUGAGGGGGUCUUUCUCAGCAACAAGAGGUCUCUAGCGGAGAGGACAGUGGACAAGUGCCUCGGGAGGAAGAAAUAUGAUAUUGACCCCAGGAAUGGAAUCCCAAAGUUAACUCCAGGAGAUAAUCUGUAUAUGUACCCAGAACAGAGUAAAGACUUCCACAAAAUAGGGUCAACUCUCCCACCAGUGAAUUUUUCAAUAGUGCCAUAUGAAAAGAAAUUUGAUACAUUUAUUCCACUUGAGCCUCCUCCACAAAUUCCCAACUUGCCCUUCUGGGUGAAGGAAAAGGCCAACAGGCUGAAGAACGAGAUAAGAGAAGUUCAGGAACUUGACAAUUGGCAGCCAGCGACCCCUUUGCUGCACAAUUUAUUCUCCACUGGUACUUUGGACUUUCCAAGACAGCUCUGAACAGAAGCAGGCCCAUGGAGCAUGCACCAAGCACCCUGGGGGGGCCUCCUUCAGUUGACUGCUCCUGUUGGUGUGCCUGUUCUCAGUCAAAAGUUUGACUUUGACGAGGGUCACUGUACUUGUUUUCUUUUUAAACUUUAUAUUUUGAAAACUUGCAAACUUGUAGAAAAAUUACGAGAAUUGUACAAUGAACAAAUACCUACAUAUCCUUCACCUGAGUUCUCUGCUUGUUAACACCUGUCCAAAUUUGUGUGCGCGCUCUCUCAUAUCAUCGCUGUUGUUGUUUUGCUGAAUUACUCAAGAGUGAAUGGUAGGCAUCAUCACCCUUACUCCUACAUGUCUAUAAACCUCAGUGUGUGUCUCCUAAGGUCAAGGAUGUUCUCCAACAAUCACAAUACAAACAUCAAGUUCAGAGAAUUCAACAUUGAUAUAAUACCCCCACUAUAUAGUCCACAUCCAGUUUUAUUCAGUCAAAUUUAGUUUUCUAAGGAUGCGCUCGAAUCAAUGGUAAAAUGCAGACAUUUGAGCUUUCAUUAACUUUAAUAAAAUUAUUUUCAUUUCAUUAAUGCCUUUUGAGAUUUUUCUCUACUAUUCACUUGAUACAUGUCAGAGAAAUGUGCAGGCUGGCUCUCCACCAGGUAACUGAUGCCAGUGCCUGGGAGCUCCAUUCCCCGUUUCCGUGCUGUCUGCCCCCACCGCCAAGCAGAGUGACAGCUCAGGGAGCACCAGUCAUGAAUCCUAGGGUCUCCCAUCAAUCAGGCAAGAAGCAAACAUUUGGAGGAAAAGGUGGGUACAAAGCCACCCUUGUACAGGCAGGCUGUGACUCUCAGCAGUCACACCGAUGGUUCAGCAUUUUCACAGCCACUCUCCUUCUCCACUAAGGAGACCCCAUUGGUUGGCUAAUGAGCGGUACAGAUCUGGCUGCCCCGAAAUCUUGCAGUGGAAAGAGAACUGGGGCCCAUGCUGAGACUCAGAAUGCCUAAGACAGGAGACAUAAUUUCCUGUCAAAAUGUUGUCUUCAGACACAGCCAAAUCGAAUGAAGCACAUCCAUGCUGUCUUCCUACCUGCCUUUAGAUGAAGCACUAGAGAGCGCGUGGCUACUGCCAGCCAGUGUGCCCAGCGGGUCCUCAGGUUAGCAUCAGCAAGCCUCUGUGCUAUUUCUCUUACCCCGGGACACGAGGCCGCCCUG